UUUUCUGCUCAACUUUAGGUUUCCUCCUUCGAAACAAAAAUGCCGCCAUUAAUCUCUCUGCAACUCCGACGGCAGCUUCUUCACCACAUCUCUUCUCCGUCUCCUCUCAACCCCCAUUGCACAUCUACACACCCCCAUAGAUUACCGUUCACACAUUCUAACUCCUUCACAACCCAAACCGCAGAUUCGAUUGCUCAAUCUCUUUCCAGCAAUUCAGACCCUCUGAAUAUUACCCAAAGACUCAAGCUUCACUUCUCUCACAUCAAACCCACCCCGCUGUUAAUCACCCAAACUCUGAAUAUCUCCCCGGAUGCCGGCCAUUCUGUUUUAGGGUUUAACGAUUGGGUUAUCUCCCACCCCGAUUUCAAACACUCGGAUGAAACGCUCUCGCGCUUCGUCCAUUAUUUCGGUCGAAGAAAAGAUUUCAAAACUGCUCAUGAUUUGCUGGUUAGUGGUAACAUAUAUGUCGCCGGCCCUAAAACUCUCCACUCCUCCAUUGAUAGGCUGGUUCAUGCUGGUAGGCCCACUAAAGCUCUGGGUUUUUUCGAGAGAAUGGAGAAGGAGUAUGGGUUCAAAAGAGACCAGGAGUCGCUGAGAUUGGUUGUGCAGAAGUUGUGCGAAAAUGGGUAUGCUAGCUACGCGGAGAAAAUGGUGAAAGACUCGGCCAAUGAGAUAUUCCCUGACGAAGCAAUAUGUGAUCUGUUAAUCAAUGGUUGGUGUGUUGAUGGAAAGAUCGAUGAAGCCAGAAGAUUGGCUGGGGAAAUGUACAGGGGGGCUUUGAGAUUAGCACAAUGGCCUAUAAUGCAAUGCUUGAUUGUGUUUGUAAGCUUUGUAGGAAAAAAGAUCCAUUCCGGCUUUAGUUUGAAGCUGAAAAGGUGUUGCUCGAUAUGGAAACUCAUGGGGUCCCAAGGAAUGUGGAGACUUUUAAUGUGUUGAUGAAUAAUCUUUGCAAGAUUAGGAAAACAGAGGAAGCACUUGGUCUGUUUCAUAUGAUGGGGCAAUGGGGGUGCAAUCCUGAUUCAGAGAGUCAUUUGAUUUUAAUCCGAAGCUUGUAUCAGGCAGCUCGAGUCGAGGAAGGGGAUGAGAUGAUGGAUAGGAUGAAGUCUGCUGGGUUUGGUGAAAAGCUUGAUAAGAAGGAAUAUUUUGGCCUUUUGAAGAUAUUGUGUGGGAUUGAGAGGGUUGACCAUGCUAUGACUGUUUUUGAGAAGAUGAAAGCCGCAGGUGAUGGGCGUAAGCCCGGGGUAAAGACUUAUGAUUUGUUAAUGAGGAAAUGGUGUGCUCAUAAUCGCCUUUCUAGAGCCAAUGCUCUUUACAAUGAAGCCUUGAUAAAUGGGGUCCCCGUGGAAUCUAAGUCGUCUUUUAUGGUAGAUCCAAGAUAUGCAAAGAAAACCGAAGUUGUGAAGGAGAAGAAGAGGGAGGGUUUGCCUAAGAAAAUGGCCAGGAAGGGCAGACGUCUUAAGCAAAUUCGACUGAGUUUUGUAAAGAAGAGUCAGGGGCCGAGACGCUUCGCCUAAACUUGCCUUACUGAGAUUUUAAGUGGAAUGACACUUCCCAUUGGUGGUAAGAAAUGUUGUGUUUUGUAAAAGAUCUAGUGAAGUAGUGAUGCUCCGGAAAUAUGGCUUACCAAAUGGGCACUAGGUCUAUAGCCCUUAAAUGUGCCUAUACAUUGCAAUGUUUUUAUUUUUUAAGCAUAUGAGAUUGCAGUUUUUUUAAAGUAUAA
This is a messenger RNA of Cuscuta epithymum, 1720 nucleotides long. The record is from the annotation of a GenBank genome assembly. NCBI's taxonomy places the organism in Eukaryota, Viridiplantae, Streptophyta, Magnoliopsida, Solanales, Convolvulaceae.